Fulmarus glacialis (Northern fulmar) is the source of this 608-nucleotide messenger RNA. Its product is annotated as LIM homeobox transcription factor 1-alpha-like. Gene Ontology annotation, cellular component: nucleus. Gene Ontology annotation, biological process: neuron differentiation; regulation of transcription by RNA polymerase II. The transcript is spliced from 4 exons. The record is from RefSeq and is a predicted model, not a curated record. NCBI's taxonomy places the organism in Eukaryota, Metazoa, Chordata, Aves, Procellariiformes, Procellariidae. The annotation marks the transcript as partial. Gene Ontology annotation, molecular function: DNA-binding transcription factor activity, RNA polymerase II-specific; RNA polymerase II transcription regulatory region sequence-specific DNA binding.
GUAAAAGUGACGAUGAGGACAGCAUCUGCAAACUGGGCCAAGCCUCGGGGAAGGGCGCCGAGGACGGGAAGGAUCACAAGCGGCCCAAGAGACCCCGGACGAUCCUGACCACGCAGCAGCGGAGGGCGUUCAAGGCAUCGUUUGAGGUCUCCUCCAAGCCCUGCAGGAAGGUGCGGGAGACGCUGGCGGCUGAGACGGGGCUGAGCGUCCGUGUGGUGCAGGUCUGGUUCCAGAACCAGCGAGCAAAGAUGAAGAAGCUUGCCAGGAGGCAGCAGCAGCAGCAGCAGGAUCAGCAAAACACACAGCGCCUGAGCUCAGGGACCCCCCUCGCACCCAGCUCUCCUCACGCUCAGGGUCGCCCGAUUUGCCCGCCGUACCCGGCACUGCCAAGGUGCCGGAGGAGAAAGCAGGCUCUGAAGUCCUUCUGCUCCUUCCUUGCUUCCCAAGGUGCCGAGCCCCUCUUCCACGACUUGGAUAGCGAUGAUACCUCACUGAGCAACCUGGGCGACUGCUUCCUCGCCACAGCGGACGCGGGGCCACUCCAGGCGCGAGUGGGGAACCCCAUCGACCACCUCUACUCCAUGCAGAACUCCUACUUCACCUCCUGA